GCGGCCUACUCGCGGCCAUCUUCCAAAAACACUCACAGACUACUCUCGCAGAUUGAGCAUCUAUCAAAAUGGCUGUCACUUUGGAGCGCGCGGUGCCUGACACAUGGCGUAACGACCAUGCCGCAUACCACGAGUUGAGGCAUCACGAACACCCAAGACUACCACCCUGGGAGCAAAACGGACACACUCUUGUGCGUGUUCCGCCCAUGACACGAUCAAGAUCACCCUUGCGCGAUGUCAAACAUCAAGAGCCGUUCGAUGCGAACGCUGCGCAGCACACAGACGAUAUCGGGCGUGGCCAACAUUCCAACGGAUUUCUGACGCCGCAGAAUGAUGUAGGGUGGAAUACAAGCCGAGAGCGAGUCUAUAUCCCGCCUGCUCCUAUAUCAGCACCCCCAACGAAAUCACCCUACGAAUCGAUCAAGAUUCCACAAGGACCAAAGUCGGCACCGCAAGUCCCAGCUUUCGUCAACAACCGUGCGCAUGCACCACCACAGCAACCUCUCCACAACGAGCCAGACUACAAGCAAGCCCAACACACCACCUCGAUUGCCGAACCACAAGUGAAACCUGCGCCAGCCUUCCCGGGUACCAUGGCAUCUCGACAGCAGGAGUAUCCUCGCAGCAGAGGAAAUCUCCAGAACACCAAGGGCGCCGAUUCUCCCGGCUUCGUCAAACGCUUCAUGUCUUCAUUCAAGAACGUCUUCAAGCGCGAGCCUGUAUGCGAAGGAGAUUUCGAACGCAUUGAGGAACGACAUUGGUCGGAAUAGGACUUCGGCAGAUGGAAUCUUUCAACAACUUUGUCGUCGUCAACAAGUCGAAACGACUGAGAGCUGAGCUGGACGAAAGUUUGCACCACACGUGUGUAAGCGCCGUGGAAAGAAAGCUUAUCGGGUGAUGGACAUGGGGUCCUGGAGAAGAAGCAAGCAACCACUGGGCACACGAACACAACGACCAUGACUCUGAUGAGCUUGCGAACAACCACUAGCCUCAACGUGCAAGCCUGCUGGAAGCGGGUUCGAUAUGAAACAGAUCCCCAAAGCAUACAUGUAGCAGAUUUUUGCCUUUAGUACUAGAAUGAGGGUUUCUGUUUGAUUGAUUUAUGAUGAGCGUUCUUUCUAAGACUUGGAGCGUUUGGUUUUGUGCCGCUAUAUAGGAAAGUCGUAACUUGCGUGGUAAAUAGACUGGACAUUUCAUUUGUACACCGCAGUCCUUCUGCAUGCAGAAUGACAUCUCUUCGGUCUUUUGCCCACGCGGCGGCCAUUCACUCCUCCGCCGUGAUAAUUCCUCCGAGAAUUCGUUUGAGUCUUUUCAUCUCAUCAUUGUUGCAUCGUUACAUGGUGGUCCUGCUGUUGUUGUUGUUGUCAUACCAUGCUAUCAUUUCUCUGCUUCUCAGCUCGUCCACGUACGUUCGUUUCUUGAUCGAUCAAACUCCCGUUCACUUUCAGCGUCGGCGUCUCGCCGGGUCCGACAGUCGGAGUGGCAUAGGUUCCUAGACUUGUUGGAUCCGUACCAGUGACGCCCUCUUCUUGCUCAGUUUGACAUCGCCUAAGAUCCAAACAAGCUUUCGCCUCGUCACUGGUCUUUUUCCAACCUCCUUCCUCUCGAUCUUCUUGCUUCUGCGGCCACAGAAUGUCCUUGUGCUUGACUGCCCGGAUCAUCAUCACAAACACCCCAAGCCAAAUGAAGAUGAUGAUGAUGGUGAAUGCGCAUCCUAGGAUCCUAAUCACCCGACUGUUGAGAGCUUUGGCGAUGGCAAACGUCGCCGUGGUGAGUGCGGUAUUCGGGAAGACGU
This is a messenger RNA of Pseudocercospora fijiensis CIRAD86, 1795 nucleotides long. RefSeq lists its product as uncharacterized. The transcript has a single exon. The record is from RefSeq and is a predicted model, not a curated record. Lineage: Eukaryota; Fungi; Ascomycota; Dothideomycetes; Mycosphaerellales; Mycosphaerellaceae. Bases 69 to 770 code for a protein of 233 amino acids.